AUGAGCAGCUGCUCUGGGUUAUACGAGUAUUAGCAUUCAAUACCUAUUUCCAUGUUAUUCAUUUUUGUAAUAAUCUUUUGAAAUCAAAAUAUAAGGAUUAUUUUUUUAAAAUAAUUUAUUUGAUAAAUUAUUUGGAGAAAUCACUUUAAUGUUCUAGUGGACAGACUAGAGUAGCUUUAGGAAAUAUUUGGUCUCUUUCUUUUGGCAAUUUAAGAACUGCUUUGUCAAAAAAUAGAACUGGCUCCAUAAUAUACCAAAAUACUCAUGUAAGCAAAAAAAAAAAUUAUAAAUGAAGUGAGUAUUUCCAUCGAUUGUAAAAUGGCUUAACAUUAUAGUUCAUGAAUGUAGUGGAAACAAAACCAGGAGAACAAUAUACAAAGUGACUGCAAACUUAAAAAAAAAAGAAAAGAAAAGAAAGUGGGGUUCUGAACAAUUGGUAGUUACCAAUCCUGGAUAUAAAAUAGAAAAUGAAACACCGCUGUACUUUCUGUGGAAAGGGAAGCAAUGAGAGCUGUCAAUUGUUACUUUUUUUGGUUGGUUGUGCCUAAUUCUUUGUUACAAAGGAAGAGACCAUGUAGGCGAUGGAAUUAUAUACAGAAAUGACUAAUAUAGAACAAGACAAAAAUAAAUAAAAAGUACUCUUCAAGAAAUUAAUUAUUUAAAAACCAGAACUGCCUUUCUAAGAAACCUUAGAAAAUUCAGGUUUAUUAACCACUUCUUCCUUUCUCCUUUGAUUUUGAUAGAUUAAUGUAGGUAUCAGGAGAAAACAACUGCCCCCUCCCCUUAUGCAGGGGUUACCAAGAGUGGAAGCAUGGAGGAAAGCCGAAAUGAGAAGAUGAAUGAAGCUCAUAUUCUUUUUGACCGCUUUGUCCAAGCCAGCACCUGCAAAGGAACGCUGAAAGCUUUCCAAGAGCUUUGUGACUAUCUGGAGCUAAAACCCAAGGACUAUCGCUCCUUCUACCACAAGCUCAAGUCCAAGCUUAACUACUGGAAAGCCAAAGCCCUUUGGGCAAAACUGGAUAAACGAGGCAGCCACAAAGACUACAGAAAGGGAAAAGUGUGCACCAACACCAAGUGUCUCAUCAUCGGAGCUGGACCUUGUGGCCUUCGCACAGCCAUUGACUUGUCCUUACUGGGAGCCAAGGUGGUGGUCAUUGAGAAGCGGGAUGCCUUCUCCCGCAACAAUGUUCUACAUCUCUGGCCAUUUACCAUACAUGACCUGCGGGGUCUGGGUGCCAAGAAGUUCUACGGCAAGUUCUGCGCUGGGGCCAUUGACCACAUCAGCAUCCGGCAGCUCCAGCUGAUCCUUUUGAAGGUUGCCUUAAUUCUUGGCAUUGAAAUCCAUGUCAACGUGGAAUUCCAAGGGCUCGUCUACCCCCCUGAGGACCAAGAGAAUGAACGAAUAGGUUGGCGGGCACAGGUACACCCCAAAACACACCCCGUAUCGGAGUAUGAAUUUGAAGUGAUCAUUGGAGGAGAUGGCCGGAGGAACACCUUGGAAGGGUUUCGUCGGAAAGAAUUUAGAGGCAAAUUGGCCAUUGCCAUCACAGCAAACUUCAUCAACCGCCAUACCACUGCAGAAGCCAAAGUAGAAGAGAUCAGCGGUGUGGCCUUCAUAUUCAAUCAGAAGUUCUUCCAGGAACUUCGGGAAGCUACAGGUAUUGAUUUGGAGAACAUUGUCUACUACAAAGACGACACUCACUACUUUGUCAUGACAGCCAAAAAGCAAAGUUUACUAGACAAAGGAGUAAUAUUGCACGACUACGCUGACACAGAACUCUUGCUCUCUCGGGAGAAUGUGGACCAGGAGGCUCUCCUCAACUAUGCCAGGGAAGCAGCCGACUUCUCUACCAAUCAGCAGCUGCCAUCGUUGGACUUUGCCAUCAAUCACUAUGGGCAGCCAGACGUGGCCAUGUUUGACUUUACCUGCAUGUAUGCCUCAGAGAAUGCAGCCCUGGUACGGGAACAGAAUGGCCAUCAGUUACUGGUGGCCCUGGUUGGGGAUAGCCUGCUUGAGCCUUUUUGGCCAAUGGGAACUGGAAUAGCCCGAGGCUUUCUGGCUGCUAUGGACUCAGCCUGGAUGGUCCGAAGCUGGUCUCUAGGAAUUAGUCCCCUGGAGGUUCUAGCAGAAAGAGAAAGCAUUUAUAGGUUGCUGCCUCAGACUACUCCUGAGAAUGUGAGUAAAAACUUCAGCCGUUACAGCAUCGACCCUGUCACCAGGUAUCCCAAUAUCAAUGUCAACUUCCUACGGCCAAACCAGGUGCUUCAUUUAUAUGACACAGGAGAAAUGAAAGAUGUUCACUUGGAAAUGGAGAACCUGGUGAACUCUCAAGUAACACCAAAGCUCACCCGAAAUGAGUCUGUAGCUCGUUCCAGCAAACUGCUGGGCUGGUGCCAAAGGCAGACAGAUGGUUAUGCUGGAGUGAAUGUGACCGAUCUUACCAUGUCCUGGAAAAGUGGCCUGGCCCUUUGUGCAAUUAUCCAUAGAUACCGCCCUGAUCUCAUAGAUUUUGAUUCUUUAGACGAGCAUAACACCGAAAAGAACAAUCAGCUGGCGUUUGAUAUUGCUGAAAAGGAACUGGGAAUUUCUCCCAUCAUGACAGGCAAGGAUAUGGCUUCAGUUGGGGAACCAGACAAGCUCUCCAUGGUGAUGUACCUGACCCAGUUCUACGAGAUGUUCAAGGACUCCAUCCCCUCCAGUGUUACCUUGGAUGCUGAAGAGAAAGCAGUCCUGAUUGCUAGUACGAAAUCCCCCAUCUCUUUCCUUAGCAAACUUGGGCAGAGCAUCUCCCGGAAGCGUACUCCCAAGGAUAAGAAAGAGAAAGACUUGGAUGGUGUGGGGAAGAGGAGGAAGACCAGUCAGUCAGAGGAGGAGGAACCACCUCGAGGUUACAGGGAAGAGAGGCCCACCCUGGUAAGCGCCUUAACAGAGAGGAGGAUCGACGUUGCUAUUGGCAACCAGAACAAAGUGAAGUCCAUGGCUACCCAGUUACUGGCAAAAUUUGAGGAGAACGCACCACUACAAUCCACUGGUAGCAUCAGGAGACAGGGGUCAUUGAAGAAGGAGUUCCCCCAGAAUAUAGGAGGCAGUGAUAUUUGUUAUUUCUGCCAUAAGCGAGUCUACGUGAUGGAGAGGCUGAGUGCCGAAGGAAAGUUCUUCCAUCGAAGCUGCUUUAAGUGCGAGUACUGUUCCACCACCCUCCGCCUGUCUUGUUAUGCAUAUGACAUCGAGGAUGGUAAAUUCUACUGUAAACCUCACUACUGUUAUCGGCUCUCUGGAUAUGCACAGAGGAAGAGACCGGCAGCGGCUCCUCUGUCUGGGAAGGAGACUAAAGGACCCCUGCAAGACGGCACUACAGCAGACAGAACUGGACGGUCCAACUCUACUACCAGCUCAGUGGAGAGGACUCCAGGUUCAAGUGUAAAUGGCUUGGAGGAGCCCAGCCUUGCCAAGAGACUGAAGGGGACCCCAGAAAGGAUCGAGCUUGAGAAUUACAGACUGUCCAUGAAACAGGCAGAAGAGCUCGAAGAGGUUCCUGAAGAAACCCUAGCAGAACACAAUUUGAGCAGCGUCUUAGACAAAGGGACCGAAGAGGACGUGGCAAGCAGCAGUUCAGAGUCUGAGAUGGAGGAGGAAGAUGAGGAAGAAGAAGAAGAAGAAUCCCAUCUCCCCCCUUCCGACCUGGGAGGUGUACCUUGGAAGGAAGCUGUUCGGAUCCAUGCUCUUCUAAAAGGGAAGAGUGAGGAGGAGCUAGAGGGCACCAAAAACCAUGAGCCUGGGAAUGAAGAAGAGGAGGAGGAAGAAGAAGAAGAAGAGGAGGAGGAGGAAGAGGAGGAGGAGGAAGAAUCUAGUGAAGAGGGAGAGUAUUGCCCCUGGAACAGAGAGCUUCAGCAAGACCACUGGCUCCAACAUAACUCAAAAGAAGAGGAUACGGGUACAUUUAAAGCCGGAAAUCUGAAGCUACAACAGAUUGUAAAUCUAGUUGAUCCCCUGGAGAUCCAGGCAGAUGUACACUGGACACACAUUCGUGAAAAAGAGGAGGAGGAUAAAAUGGUGUCUACCUCCAAGUCCUCCAGUUCCAGAGUGCCUGACCUUCCUUCCAUACGCCACGCAGCAGUGCAGGCCUGGCUGGAGACGGUCUCUGGAGCCCCAUUUGAUGAAAAUGAUCUGGAAGAAGAUGUGGACACAGAGCCUGCAGAAAUGGAGGGGGGGGCAACCGAGGAUGGGGACACCGGGGACACCGGGGCAGAACUGGAUGAUGAUCAGCGCUGGUCUGAUGACAUCCCAUCUGAAGCUGAAGGCGAGUUGGCUUUACAAUGCCAGGAAGCAAUAAAAAGAGAGCUGAAACCAGAAGUGUCCGAGAAGGAAGAGGAGCAGCCAGCCUCCCCACCACACCAGCAAGGAAAAGGUCCCUCCUUGCCCUCUAGCCCUAGCAAGUCUCUUCUAGAAAGAACUGACGUACUCUCCCCAGUAAGAGCAAAAGCAGAGGACAUCCAAGUUCCCUUCUCUUCGGUUUUCAAUAAAGAAAAAUCUCCAGAGGAGCCUCUUUUCCCAGAUACAUUCCUCAUCAAAGAAAAGCCAGAAGCUGAAAUCCCCACCGACCAGAAGGUCUCGAACACUUCUGGGACGUCGUCUCCCAUCCGAUCGCAGCCGGCGGCCCUGCCAGAAGCCAUCGUGACCCCUUCGCCGGUCGUGUCUCGUCCGGUGUCUCCUUCGGCGACUCCUUCCUCGCCUUCCGCACAACUUCCCAUCUGCUCUCAGCCCCAGCCUUCUUCCGAAACAUCCAUCCCCUCCCCGACAGAGUCUCCCAUAUGUUUCCAGCCCGCUCCAAUCAUCAGCUCCACUCCUCUGGUCUCCCUCUCCCGAAGAGACAAGGACGACACGGCGGAAAAGCCAUGCAGCCCGGCGGCCACCGACGAGCCCGUCAAGCGCAAUGACCUCGUGGAGGAGUUCUGGUUAAAGAGCGCUGAAAUACGCAGGAGCCUCGGGCUCACCCCGAUCGAUAGAAAAAAGAGCACCGAACCCAGUUUCACUCUGCCCAACCUCGAUUCCGUGUCCCUGAAAACAUAUUCAACCAAGAGAGUGUCUCAAGAUGAAGAAAUCCAUCUCUUGAAGCCUCAGCCUUCUCCUCGAAGGCCAGGCAUGCCAAAGUUGGAGAGCGAUCCGCCGUCCCUGCUGACUCCCAAGUCACCGAGUGAGAAAGAACUGAAAAGCCUCGUUCACGAGGAGAGGAAAGAUCUGUCCAGCAGCUCCGGCCUGGGGCUCCACGGAAGCUCCUCCAACAUGAGGACUUUGGCCAGUCAGAGCUUCAACACCUCGGACUCCACCAUGCUCACGCCUCCUUCGAGCCCGCCUCCUCCCCCUCCACCCGACGAGAAGCCGGCCACUCUUCGAAGAAAGAAACAGGCUCCUUGGCAGAAGGACGCCGAGCCCGAGCCCUCGUCCGUCCCCGUCGCUCUCACGCGGCCCCCCCAAGAGCCGGCCCAGCCGUCCAGAGAGGAGGUGCGGAAGUCAUUCGUGGAAAGCGUCGACGAGAUUCCUUUCGCCGAUGAUGUCGAGGACACCUAUGACGAGAAGACCGAGGACACGAGCUUCCAGGAGAAGUUCUUCACCCCCCCCAGCUGCUGGCCCUCCUCGGAUAAACCUCUCUGCCCGCCUUUGGUCAAAGAGAACGGCCGGCUGCCCGCUUUAGAAGGCGGCGAGUCCCCGCCACAGAAAAGGGAGCUGCCCGCGGUGUCCGCAGAAGCCAAGGAACUGGCCAAAGAGCGGAUGAGAGCUAGAGAGAAGUCUGUGAAGAGCCAGGCAUUGCGAGAUGCCAUGGCCAAGCAGUUAAAGAAGAUGAAAGAGAUGGAGAUGGCGGCGGCUGCAGCUGGAACCUCUAGGAUCUCAACCAAAGUAGCUUCCUUGCCUUCCAGGACAAAAGAGCAGCUGGGCUCAGAACCCCUAAAGCCUUCGGCUCUCAGGAGGUCCGAAGUCCCCACCCUGAAGCAGGAAGCCACCAGCGAAGAUUUCUUUUCCCCGGCAUCCGAUUCAGGAGGACCUGAUGGCUCUGUCACAUCCUCGGAGGGCUCUAGUGGGAAAAGCAAGAAAAGAUCUUCCCUCUUCUCCCCCCGAAAGAAUAAAAAAGAGAAGAAGUCCAAGAAUGAGGGCCGGACACUAGAAAAGCCCAGUGGGAAUCUCCUGGAAGAAUCAGCUGCCAAGCCUAAAUCUUUGUGGAAAUCGGUAUUCUCAGGGUACAAGAAGGACAAGAAGAAGAAGGUAGACAAUAAAUCCUGCCCCAGUACUCCAUCCAGUGGUGCCACAGUAGACUCUGGGAAACAUAAGAUGUCUCCUAUGGUGAGAACAGAGCUGCAACUACGUCGACACCUGAGUUUCUCAGAGGACUCUGAUCUCUCCAGUGAUGAUGUCUUAGAGAGGUCCUCCCAAAAGUCCAAGCGAGAGCAGAGGACAUACACGGAGGAAGAGCUCAAUGCCAAACUGACCAGGCGGGUCCAGAAGGCUGCUCGGAGACAGGCUAAGCAAGAAGAACUCAAGCGGCUGCACAGAGCCCAGAUUAUCCAGCGACAACUGGAGCAGGUGGAAGAAAAGCAGAGGCAGCUAGAGGAGAGAGGAGUCGCUGUGGAAAAGGCUCUCCGUGGAGAAGCAGGCAUGGGGAAGAAGGAUGAUCCGAAGCUGAUGCAAGAGUGGUUCAAGCUGGUACAAGAGAAAAAUGCCUUGGUGCGCUACGAGUCGGAGCUUAUGAUAUUUGCCCGGGAGCUUGAGCUCGAGGACCGGCAGAGUCGAUUACAGCAAGAGCUCCGGGAGCGGAUGGCCGUCGAAGACCACUUAAAGACGGAUGAAGAAUUAUCGGAAGAGAAGAGGAUUCUGAACGAGAUGUUAGAGGUGGUAGAGCAGAGGGACUCCCUGGUGGCCUUGCUCGAGGAGCAGAGGCUGCGAGAAAAAGAAGAAGACAAGGACCUGGAGGCCGUCAUGCUGUCCAAAGGCUUCAACAUGAACUGGUCUUGAGUAUCUGCUCGUUCUUGCUGGUCUGUCUUUGCUAGCCAUUUGGCCUGGGCUGGGCUCUUCCAGAACCCCCGAGCUAGAGAAAUCUGAGAAGGUCUGGCAUUUUCUGAGAGCAUCCUUUCAGGGAUCCACGUGCCUCUUCAUCAGUGGGAUGGAGCUUCGUGUGUUUUGGGGGGGAAACCCCAACUAAAGUUGAUUUACCGGAGGCAGUUCGGCCGCCCUGGAGGACCUGGCUCAAGGGGCCCAUCUGGGAAAUAUGCACAGGGAGAAGGAAGAGCGCGGGCGAUGGAUAUUUGUUUUGGAAAACCCUCUAUCCUCCCCAGUGGACCACAAUCGAUCCUUUUCCCAUUUCCUCUACUAACCUGUUCGAUUAGAGAAAGAAGCAAAGAGACUCCUUUGCUGGCGUCCCUUCUGCUGUUGCAGGGGAACCUCAGUAGCCAUUCAUCCUGUCACCCCUUGAAAGAAACCUACAAAAAAAAAAAAGCCUCCUCUAAAUCCACACCUGAAAAUACCCAAGAGAGUAAAAAUGCCUGGGGUCUAGUCAUCUCUCCUGGAGACUGAGAGCUCUCUGGAGGGGAAGGAAUCCUCCAGAGGUAGCUGUGGGAGGGAUGAGGCUCCCUAAGGGAAUGGCCCAACACUACACAAUUCAGAGAAUGUUCCUUUAGAGUGUGUGGCCCCAGCAUCCCCCAGCCUAGGUGCUUCCCUGGGCAAGAACCCUGGGCCUGGGCACUGCUGCCUCUUUGUUUUGAAUUGCAACUAUUUUGACACUGGAAAAGACUGACUUUGAGGGAUGGAAGGAGUCCAGGCCCCAGGUUUCAGACUGCAAUCGAGGGCUGCCUCAGGACAGAAGGUUAUUGACACUGUUCAGUACUUUUUAAGUUGGCAAAGGAGAAUGUGUUUUCCUUAAUUUUUUUUCCUGUGUUUGCACAAUGAAAAUGAAGCAAAAAGACCUGACAGGACCCUCGGUCACUUUGAACCCUUCUUUUUUUUGGGGGGGGGUCAAUUAACUUAUUUUUUUUUAAUACUUGAAAAGAAGCAAGUUUGCUUUUUAUAUCUUUACAAGGAACACAAAUCAUCCAGUGCUCAAAGGAGGGAGGGCCAGACGUCUGUCUUACAUCAUCCGUCAUCUGAGCAGCAACUGGCUGAAGUCUUGGUUACAUGCAUCUAUUUAUUGCUGUCCUUCAUGAUGUUUCUACCUGUUAUUCUGGUUGGCUUCGGGGAAUAGAACAUGACCCUGUUGUGACCUCG
Messenger RNA from Gracilinanus agilis (Agile Gracile Mouse Opossum), 8251 nucleotides. It is a transcript of the gene MICAL3, whose product is annotated as microtubule associated monooxygenase, calponin and LIM domain containing 3. NCBI's taxonomy places the organism in Eukaryota, Metazoa, Chordata, Mammalia, Didelphimorphia, Didelphidae. Gene Ontology annotation, molecular function: FAD binding; protein binding. The transcript is spliced from 33 exons. Bases 812 to 7006 code for a protein of 2064 amino acids. The record is from RefSeq and is a predicted model, not a curated record.